This is a messenger RNA of Teleopsis dalmanni, 3051 nucleotides long. RefSeq lists its product as uncharacterized. Gene Ontology annotation, biological process: DNA integration. The coding region runs from base 1 to 3051 and encodes 1016 amino acids. The transcript is spliced from 4 exons. The record is from RefSeq and is a predicted model, not a curated record. NCBI's taxonomy places the organism in Eukaryota, Metazoa, Arthropoda, Insecta, Diptera, Diopsidae. Gene Ontology annotation, molecular function: nucleic acid binding.
AUGGGCCGAGCGUUUUUAGAUUCAUGUUCGCAAGUGAAUUUCAUUACCGAUUCUCUGGCACGGGCUCUAAAUUUAAAAAGGUCGAGAUCUGAAGUGGAUAUCGUUGGUGUUGGUUCUUCUGUGCUGAAAAUUCAACAUAAUACGCAAACUACAAUCCGAUCACGGAUAACCGAGUUUGAAACAUCACUAGAUUUUCUCAUUUCAAAGAACAUUAGUAGCUAUCAUCCAGAUAAAGCAUUUUCGUUGAAAGAUUUAAAUAUUCCAUUACAUAUGGAACUUGCAGAUCCAGAAUUUAAUGUCCCUAAAGGUAUUGAUAUGUUACUUGGAGCAGAAGCUUUCUUUUUGUUGUUAACGCAAGGUCGAAUGUCUUUGGGUAAAAACUUGCCAAUUUUACAAAAUACUGAAUUUGGUUGGAUUGUGUCCGGAAGGUUGCGUUACGUCGAUUUUAUGCUUUGGAAAAAAAAGCUUGAAAAGAAUAUUCAGCUCAAAAAAGAAUAUUCAGAAUUCAUGAAAGAAUACGAAGAAUUGGGACACAUGUCAUUGAUUCAUAGUCCAAAUUUAUCAACACCUCAGUAUUAUAUUCCGCAUUAUUGCGUGCUGAAGUCAAGUAGUGAAUCAACUAAGUUACGCGUGGUGUUCGAUGCUUCUUUCAAAACGGCAUCACAGAUCUCACUAAAUGACAUCCUUGCAGUGGGUCCUACCAUACAAAAUGAAUUACUCAUUAAUCUGCUACGUUUUCGUUACCAUAAAUAUGGACUUAUGGCGGACAUAACGAAAAUGUAUCGUCAGAUUAUGGUACAUCAUCAGGAUAGGAAUUAUCAGUUAAUUUUCUGGCGCAGUGACAAGUCGUUACCCGUAUCAACAUACAUGUUAAAUACAGUGACUUACGGAACUGCUGUUGCCCCAUUUCUAGCUAUACGUAGUUUAUCCUAUGCAGUCGAUACAUUUCCUGGUAAUCAUGAGCUUGAAAAAAAAAUAAUAAAAGAAGAUUUUUAUGUUGAUGAUAUGUUAACAAGGGCUGAUGAUUUACUUCACCUUCAACAAAUUAAAUAUGAAGUUACUGACAUACUUCAAUACUUUCAAAUGCCGUUAUCUAAAUGGCAUAGUAAUCACCCUGAUUUAAAUUGUUCUGCAGCGUGCUCCAUCACUACCAAUAGUGAUCUAACUAGUGCACUUGGUGUAAUUUGGUGUCCAAUUGAUGAUUAUUUUACGUUCAAUUUUAAAUUGAAUGAUUCUUCAAAUACCGUUUUCAAGCGAUCAAUCUUAUCUACAGUCGCAGCAUUGUUUGAUCCAAUGGAGUUGAUUAGUCCGAUUAUUAUAAAGGCUAAGAUACUUCUUCAGAAACUGUGGAUCUUGAAGUAUGAUUGGGAUGACGCAGUACCUGACACAAUUUCACAGGCUUGGAGAGAAAUUAUCAUCAAUUUUGAACAAAUAUCUACUUUCAAAAUUCCUCGUUUUGCUUUAAUAGUAGCAGAAAUACAAGAAUUGACUAAUGACUUUGAAUGGAGAUAUAUUCCAUCAGAAUUAAACUCAGCAGAUCUAGCAUCUCGUGGAUGUUCUACGCGAGAUUUAGUUAAGUCCCAAUGGCUAACGGGACCAUCGUUCCUCAACAGUUCAAAAAUUGAUUGGCCUUUAGAAUUUACUUCGUUUUCAUUGACUGACGAAGAAGUCAAUUUAGAAAGAAAAAAAACGGCAUUAAUAAUUGAAAAUAAACCCGUACCAUACGUUUUGCUUAAAAUAAACAAUAUUAGUAAUUACUUAACAUGUUUAAGAGUGGGUCAUGGUAAAGGUAAUUUAGCCACAUUAGCGCCAUUCAUUGAUAAAAGCGGAGAUUGUUUCUUAUUACGUGUAGGAGGUCGUCUAACAAAUGCUGAUACACCAGAAACAUUUAAACAUCAAUUGUUGUUACCAAAGGAUGAACCAUUUGUUCGAAAUCUGGUAAUGUACCUUCAUCGAGUUAAUUAUGUUGGCCCUCGUGCAUUAGUUGCAACUAUUCAACAACGUUUUUGGAUAAUAAAUUGCAAAUCAUUAGCAACUUCAGUUAUAAAAAAAUGUGUCCAUUGCGCACGAUAUAAAGCCAAAUUAAUCAAUCAAAUAAUGGCACCUUUACCAAAGGAAAGGGUUACACCAAGUAGACCUUUCACAGUGACAGGCGUCGAUUUUGCUGGGCCUAUUUUUACAUAUUUAAAAAUUCGUGGUAAAGCACCGUAUAAAUCAUACAUUGCGGUUUUCAUUUGUUUUGCUACUAAAGCAGUUCACUUAGAGGUAGUCACUGAUUUAACCAGUGAUGCAAUCAUUGCCGCGCUAAAGAGAUUUGUGGGACGACGAGGUCUGCCAAGGAUAAUACAUUGUUACAACGCGUCAAAUUCUGUUGGUGCUGAAAUAAAAUUAAAAGAGCUUCGACAUCAGUUUCAUCAAGAUUCCAUGAAGAAUACAAUUAUAUCUCACUGUGCAAAUGAAGGAAUAGAAUUUUCAUUUAUUCCUCCUCGCGCCCCACAUUUUGGGGGUCUUUGGGAGGCUGCUGUAAAAACUGCCAAAGGCCAUCUCUAUCGCACAUUAUCUAUUGCUCAUCUUACGUUCGAAGAACUUACAGCAUCAUUAGUCGAGAUUGAAUCAAUCAUGGCUUCUCGACCGCUCACAGCAACUUCAACAAACCCCAAUGACUUCGAAUCUCUGACGCCUACGCAUUUUUUGAUUGGCACGUCAUUACAAGGUAUUUCUGAGCCGUUUUUAAAGAACGAAAACAUUGCACAUGCCCAACGCUGGCAACGAAUAUCAGCAGCAAAAACACACUUUUGGAAAAGAUGGCAGUGCGAAUAUUUAGCAGACUUGCAGAACCGAUAUCGUUGGAAAUAUGAUCAAGAUAACGUUGCAGUUGGCAACUUGGUUAUCAUUUAUGACGAGCACGCUCCUCCGAUGAAAUGGUUAAUGGGUCGUAUUGUGAGUGUGAAAACAGGCGCUGACGGACGUGUUCGCGUUGCUGAUGUACAAACACCAACAACAGUUUUACGACGCCCUGUUGCUAAGUUGGCACUUCUUCCAAUUAAUUGA